AUGGGUGGCAACCGUAUUGGGCUUUCGACAUUUGCUGGUCCCAAGAAGAAGUACACGCAAGAGGAGCUCGAUGAAAUCUUCGACCCGCAAGAUUGGAAACAUGAGCUCAGCUAUGUGCAUAGCGACAGAGACGAUACGACCUAUGAGCAAGAGUACGGAAGUACUUUUGAGGAGAUGGUGAGUUCAUCGGAUGGGUUUCAGUCUCGAGAGGAGAUUGUACAAGACAUCAUGGCAAUUGCGGGAUCCGAGAGCUACGACGAUCUCAUGAAGGACGAAGGACUGCACGACGAUGAAAGCACUUCGGACGGCUCCUCGGAGGGGUCCAGCGCAAUAGGGAUCGACCUCAUAGCCCAGAAUACCAAGAGCUGUUUUUGCGACGGAGAAGACGUUGCAUCACACCUAGCAGAUCUUGGUCAGGCUACCGGUUCGAGCCUAGACAAAUUGAACGAUUUUCUAUGCGAAGAACUCGAGGUUGACGUUUUGGUUCAGGACAUGUCAAGGCUGAGAGAAGAGGUCCUCACAAAUGGCUUCGAGAAUUUGAACGUGAUUUCCCUCCUUCAAUAUAUGGUACUUGGCCCAAAGAUACAAACGAUUGUAUCUAUGGAAUCAGAAGAUUGCAAGGAGGAGGAGGAAGAUGAUGAUGAUGAUGAAGAUGACCAAGCUGAACCGUCCAUGUUUGGUGGCGAAAGAGAGCAUCCUGCAUUAACAUCUUGUUUUACAGACUGCAGCGAUCCAUAUGUGAAUCACGAAGAAGGGAUGGAAAUCCCAUAUACCUCAUGUUCUUUUGAGAAAGAGCCAGCAAGAAGAAGAACACGAUCAAAGGAAAAAAGAAAGAGUCUUCUCGCCAAGGUGCUCGCAAGAAGACAGUCGUCAAAGAUUAUACCGUUGCCGGAGCCGGAAGCACUCGUGGGGAGAGAGUUGUCAAAGAUUGAACCGUUGCAGGAGCCGGAAGCACCCGUGAGGAGGAAUUCGUCAAAGUCUCCAAGGAGAGACUCGUCGAAGCCUGCAAGCAGAGAAGCAUCAACUUCUCCGUUGCGAGGGCAGGAAUCAUUCGCGGAGAGAGUUUCGUCAAAGAUUUCGCCGUCGCCAAGGCCGGCAACAUUGGUGGAGAGGGUUUCGUCAAAGCUUUCGCCGUUGCCAAGGAGAGACUCGUCGAAACCUGCAAGCAGAGAAGCAUCAACUUCUCCGUUGCGAGGGCAGGAAUCAGUCGUGGAGAGAGUUUCGUCAAAGAUUUCGCCGUCGCCAACAAGGCCGGCAACAUUCGUGGAGAGGGUUUCGUCAAAGCUUUCGCCGUUGUCGGGUCCAGGAGCAUUCGUACGGUCUGCAUCGAAAAAGCUACUGAGACCGGGAGUUCUGCGACUAAAACUAAAUGAUGGCUCGAUGGCGACAGUCAGCGCGGAAACUGCUGCAAAGUUGGAAACAUGCAAUUGGGUGUGA
This is a messenger RNA of Seminavis robusta, 1437 nucleotides long. The record is from the annotation of a GenBank genome assembly. Lineage: Eukaryota; Bacillariophyta; Bacillariophyceae; Naviculales; Naviculaceae.